UUGUUGGUUAUGCAAGUCAAAGAUGUUACAUCCUUUUUCAGUAAUUCUUGGGAUUUUCUAGAAGCCAUUAUUGGGAUAUUGGCAGCCUCGCUAAACUCGUCUAUUUGUACGAAAUUAAAAUGGCGGCGACAACACACGAAGAAAUUGAAGAGACAGUGCGAAAAUUGCAAGAAAAAAAACAAAACUUACUGAACAAAGACCCUGAGGAAGUUAGAGUUGGUCUAGGCUCAGAGGGUCAUUUUGACACAGAUAUCUAUGGCGGCAGUGGUUUUGAUGGCCAAUACGUUACAUCAAUUGCUGCUAAUGAUGAAGUGGAUGAUGAUGAUGAUGUCACACCUGCCUACACCAAGAAAUCUACUUACAAUGCACCACUUAAUCUACUGCAUGAUGCAUCUAAUGACCAGGACUUUGAUCCCAUGGCGGAACACCGAGUUCCUAGGAUUGCUGACAGAGAGGACGAGUAUAGAGCCAGACGUCGUCAAAUGAUAAUUUCACCAGAGCGAUACGAUCCUUUUGCCCAAGGUGGAAAAACUCCAGAUCCUACGCGUGCUGGAAGGACCUACACUGACGUGAUGGCAGAGAGGUCUUUACAAAAAGAACAAGCAGCUCUAAGGCAACAAAUGCAGGAGAAAGCUAAAGCUGGAGAGUUAAAAGUUGUCAAUGGUUCAGAUGCCCAAAAACAGACUUCCAAGCGAAGACGAUGGGAUCAGGCUGGUGGUGAAGAAGUAGCAGCGAAGAAGAAGUCAUCUUGGGAUGCAGCAGAGGCCACUACACCAUCAAACAGUCGUUGGGAUGAAACACCUGGUAGAGCAAAAGGAGCAGAAACUCCUGGUGCUACGCCCAGUUCACGUGCUUGGGAUGCUACACCUGGCCAUGCUACCCCAGGUGCUGUGACUCCUGGCAGAAGUGAUGAGACACCUGGUCAUAAAAAUACUCCAAGUGCUAGAAAAAAUCGUUGGGAUGAAACACCUAAGACAGAAAGAGAAACUCCUGGUCACAAUAGUGGAUGGGCAGAGACACCAAAAACUGAUAGAGGUGGUGACCUGAUUGAAAGUACUCCAACACCUGGAGCAAGUAAGCGAAGGUCCAGGUGGGAUGAGACCCCAGGAGCAGCUACUCCUUCUGCCAUGACUCCUAGUAUGACUCCAGGCCAGAUGACUCCUAGCAUGACUCCAGGUGGAAUGACCCCAGGUGGGAUGACACCUAGUAUGACUCCAAGUGGGGUAACGCCCACCGGUGCCAAGGCCAUGGGCUUGGCCACCCCAACUCCUGGUCAUCUCAUUUCAAUGACACCUGAACAGUUGCAGGCUUUCUCGUGGCAGAGAGAAAUUGAUGAAAGGAACAGACCUUUGUCAGAUGAUGAGUUGGAAUCAAUGUUUCCUCCAGGCUACAAGGUUUUGCCUCCCCCAGCUGGCUAUGUGCCAAUUAGAACACCUGCUCGUAAACUGUUGGCUACACCCACCCCUCUAGUUGGUACACCCAUGGGCUUCAGAAUGCAGACUCCAGACAAUAAGAGCAGCAAAGACAUGAUUGUAGAUAUGCAGCCAAAGGGAAACUUGCCCAUGAUGAAACCUGAUGAUAUGCAGUACUUUGACAAGUUGUUGGUUGAUGUGGAUGAAGAAACUUUGUCACCUGAAGAACAGAAAGAAAGAAAAAUAAUGAAAUUACUUUUAAAGAUAAAAAAUGGAACCCCACCUAUGAGAAAAGCUGCACUACGUCAAAUCACAGACAAAGCUCGAGAGUUUGGUGCUGGUCCUUUAUUCAACCAAAUUCUCCCAUUGCUCAUGUCCCCAACAUUGGAAGACCAGGAGAGACAUCUCUUGGUGAAAGUCAUUGACAGAAUUCUGUACAAACUGGACGACUUGGUCCGACCUUACGUUCACAAGAUUCUUGUGGUCAUUGAACCUCUACUGAUUGAUGAAGAUUACUAUGCCAGAGUGGAGGGCAGGGAGAUCAUUUCUAAUUUAGCCAAGGCUGCUGGUCUGGCUACAAUGAUUGCUACCAUGCGUCCAGAUAUUGACAACAUGGAUGAGUAUGUCAGAAACACAACUGCUCGUGCUUUUGCUGUGGUGGCUUCAGCUUUGGGAAUCCCUUCCCUUCUGCCUUUCUUGAAAGCUGUGUGUAAAAGCAAAAAGUCUUGGCAGGCUCGACACACAGGCAUAAAGAUUGUCCAGCAGAUCUCCAUUCUCAUGGGAUGUGCCAUCUUGCCUCACUUAAAAAGUUUGGUUGAGAUUAUUGAGCAUGGUUUGGUUGAUGAACAACAGAAAGUAAGAACUAUCACUGCCUUAGCCUUGGCAGCUCUUGCUGAAGCUGCUACACCUUAUGGCAUUGAAUCUUUUGACAGUGUUCUCAAACCCCUUUGGAAAGGUAUUCGCCAACACAGAGGAAAGGGUUUGGCUGCCUUCUUGAAAGCUAUUGGUUAUUUGAUCCCCCUCAUGGAUGCUGAGUAUGCAAACUACUACACAAGGGAAGUAAUGUUGAUUCUGAUCAGAGAGUUUCCUUCUCCUGAUGAGGAAAUGAAGAAGAUUGUCUUGAAAGUAGUCAAACAGUGUUGCGCAACUGAUGGUGUGGAAUCUCAGUAUAUCAAGGACGAAAUUUUACCACCAUUUUUUAAGAACUUCUGGAAUCAGAGAAUGGCUCUUGAUAGACGUAAUUACAGACAGCUUGUGGACACAACUGUGGAAAUAGCCAACAAAGUUGGAGCAGCAGAGAUCAUCGGUAGAGUUGUGGAUGACUUGAAGGAUGAGGCUGAACAGUACCGCAAGAUGGUAAUGGAGACCAUUGAGAAGAUUAUGUCUAACUUGGGAGCCAGUGACAUUGAUUCUCGUCUUGAGGAGCAACUUAUUGAUGGUAUUCUGUAUGCCUUCCAGGAACAAACAACUGAGGAUGUUGUCAUGUUAAAUGGAUUUGGUACUGUGGUAAAUGCUCUAAGUAAAAGAGUCAAGCCAUACCUACCCCAGAUGUGUGGUACCAUCUUGUGGCGUCUCAACAAUAAAUCUGCCAAGGUUAGACAGCAGGCAGCUGACCUCAUCUCAAGAAUAGCUAUUGUUAUGAAAACUUGUCAAGAGGAAAAACUUAUGGGCCAUCUUGGUAUUGUGCUGUAUGAGUAUCUUGGAGAAGAGUAUCCUGAAGUGCUAGGUUCUAUCCUUGGUGCCCUCAAAGCCAUUGUCAAUGUUAUUGGUAUGACCAAAAUGACUCCACCCAUUAAAGAUUUGUUGCCCAGAUUAACACCCAUUUUGAAAAACAGACAUGAAAAAGUCCAAGAAAACUGUAUUGAUUUAGUUGGUCGUAUUGCUGAUCGUGGUCCUGAGUUUGUAUCGGCAAGAGAAUGGAUGAGAAUUUGUUUUGAAUUAUUAGAACUUUUGAAAGCCCACAAGAAAGCUAUUCGGAGAGCAACAGUUAACACAUUUGGCUACAUUGCUAAAGCUAUUGGUCCCCAUGAUGUUCUGGCCACCUUGUUAAAUAACCUUAAAGUUCAGGAGAGGCAGAAUCGUGUGUGUACAACAGUAGCCAUUGCCAUUGUGGCAGAAACUUGUUCCCCCUUUACAGUUUUGCCUGCCCUGAUGAAUGAGUACAGGGUCCCUGAGCUCAAUGUUCAGAAUGGUGUUCUCAAAUCUCUGUCUUUCAUGUUUGAGUACAUUGGUGAGAUGGGGAAAGAUUAUAUUUACCCAGUAGCACCUUUGUUAGAAGAUGCUUUGAUGGACAGGGAUCUGGUGCAUCGACAGACUGCCAUGGCUGCUAUCCAACACAUGGCCCUGGGUGUGUGUGGCUUUGGUUGUGAGGAUGCCCUGGUACAUCUUCUGAAUUAUGUUUGGCCCAAUAUCUUUGAGAACUCUCCCCACGUUGUCCAGGCAUUUAUGGGUGCAGUGGAAGGUCUGAGGGUAGCUAUUGGUCCAUCCAAAAUAUUCCAGUAUGCCAUGCAGGGCCUAUUUCACCCAGCCAGAAAAGUGCGAGAUGUUUACUGGAAGGUUUACAACACAGUCUAUAUUGGAGCCCAAGAUGGACUCAUUCCUUCAUACCCACGUAUCCCCAAUGAUGCAAAAAAUCAGUACAUUCGUUAUGAGUUGGAUUAUGUAUUGUAGUUUUAUUUCAUCUUCAUAUGUCUCUGUAAAUAAUUGAUUGACAUCUUAAACAUAACAAUACCACUCAAUAGACAAACCAAAUUGGUGUAGCUAGUACUGAAUGGUUUAAAUGUUUCUUUAGCUUAUUAAGAAACCUGUCACAAUUACCUUUGUUACAUUUAUAUAUUAAAAAUUGUUUUUGUCCAAAUUUUGUAUUUUCGUAUGUUUAUUUAUUAUUUUUUUGUGUGUGAAUGUACUUUCCCAAACCAGUAAUUAAAAUCAUAAGAUUUUUUUAUAGUAUUGUGUCCCUCAAUUUCAGGCAAACAAAUAGUCAGAAUAUAUAUAUAUAUGUAUACUAUGUUUUAAAAUAUAUAUAUAUAUGUAUACUAUGUUUUGAGAAAAACAAGCAUCAUCCCAUAUGAUUCCAGUGCUUGAGAAGACCUUACAGCUUAGAAUCAAGCAAGUAAUCUUUUUUUUUUUUUUUUUUUUUACGUCAACAACAUUUGAGCAAAGAAACCUUAACUUUGUUUUGACAUUACUUAGUACUUCACAGGUUGACAGUUGCUAUAAAUCAUUUUAGUUCAGUCUUUGAUGUUUUAAUUACAUUUUUAGCAAUGUCUUUAUUUUUGGUUAAUGUCCCUCUUAAAGCUGUAAGUUUGUUUUUUUUAAGUGGGAGGGGUGUUAUUAGUUUGGGAAAAUAUGUUUCAUUUUUUAGGCUUUUUUAGUUAUGUGUUAAGUAGACUAAUCUGUUUUUAAAAAGUUUUUUUUUUUUUUUUUUGUGAUAAAGCUAUUGCAUUUGGAAAUAAUUUUGGCAAACAACGUACAAAAACCUUUUUUUUUAAUGUUAGGAUUUUCUGUUUGUUCAUGUUUAAGGGUUGUCAAUAAAGUGUAUUCUACAAAACAAA
Messenger RNA from Biomphalaria glabrata, 4966 nucleotides. Its product is annotated as splicing factor 3B subunit 1-like. NCBI's taxonomy places the organism in Eukaryota, Metazoa, Mollusca, Gastropoda, Planorbidae. Gene Ontology annotation, cellular component: U12-type spliceosomal complex; U2 snRNP; U2-type prespliceosome. Bases 120 to 4082 code for a protein of 1320 amino acids. Gene Ontology annotation, molecular function: mRNA binding. The transcript has 22 exons. The record is from RefSeq and is a predicted model, not a curated record. Gene Ontology annotation, biological process: spliceosomal complex assembly.